UAAAGAGCGUAAAUAAAAAAGGCGGAUACGAACUUUCAUUUCCAUCCAUCCAGCUCGCAUCCUGGAAGAUGAAAAGCUUGAUGUUUGAAGUGCUUUGUUUAGUUUGCGUCCUGUCCUCCAUCCGCGGCACACCGGCACCGGACACCGAGACCCCGAGCACCAGCACGAGCUGCGCGUCCUGCGGGCUCCCCAAGACGGAUGGACCGGCGCGGGCGGACGGGGAUUUCCUGGAGGCGGUGAAGAGACACAUUUUGAGCCGCUUGCAGAUGCGGGACAGACCCAACAUCACACACCCCAUCCCGAAGGCGGCGAUGGUGACCGCGCUCAAGAAGCUGCACGCCGGAAAGCUGCGCGAGGACGGGCGGGUGGAGAUCCCGAAUCUGGACGGGCACGCGGCGUACAUGCACGAGCUGGAGGAGGAGACGUCGGAGAUCAUCAGCUUCGCAGAGACAGAUGAUUCUCUGACCUCCAAGACCAGUUUAUUCUUCAUCAUCUCCAAUGAGGGAAACCAAAACCUGCAUGUGUCCCAGGCCAACCUGUGGCUCUACUUCAAACUCCUGCCCAGCGCUUUAGAGAAGGGCUCCCGGAGGAAAGUCACCGUCAAAGUGUACUCGCAGGAGCCCGGCGUCAGCAGCAAGUGGAAUUUGGUGGAGAAACGUGUGGAUCUUAAACGCAGCGGCUGGCAUACGUUCCCACUGACAGACGCCGUACAGAUGGUUUUCUCAAAAGGAGACCGACGACAAAAUCUGGACGUUCGAUGUGAAGGUUGCGACAAGAUGGGAGUCGCUCCAAUAUUAGUGAACAGCGCCGACGAAUCCCAUCGACCUUUCCUUGUGGUUCAAGCGCGGGUGGCGGACAACAAACAUCGAAUUCGCAAACGAGGCCUGGAGUGCGACGGAUCCAACAGCUUGUGCUGCCGACAGCAGUUUUACAUCGAUUUUCGCCUCAUUGGCUGGAACGACUGGAUCAUCGCGCCGUCGGGGUAUUUCGGGAAUUAUUGCGAAGGGAAUUGUCCGGCGUAUAUGGCUGGAGUUCCCGGAUCGGCUUCAUCUUUUCACACAGCUGUUGUAAAUCAAUACCGGAUGCGAGGAAUGAGUCCGGGAUCCAUGAACUCCUGCUGCAUCCCUACUAAACUCAGCACCAUGUCUAUGCUGUAUUUCGAUGAUGAAUAUAAUAUUGUGAAGCGCGACGUGCCGAAUAUGAUCGUGGAGGAGUGCGGAUGCGCUUGAGGAAACAUGGAAUAUUCCGAAAGCUACUAAAAUAAUAUCAUAAUGCACUGUAAAAAGCUAUUACUUAACUUAUGAAUAAGAGAGUAAACUCGUUAGUGUUAUAAUUAAGUAAACAAACUAUGUGCAUACUUAAAAGUUAAGUCAAUGGGUUGUAAAAUCAACAAAUGUGUCAAAUCAACUAGUUGGCUUUAAGGGAAUGGGUUUACUCACUUUAUUUAAUUAAGUAACUAAUUGCUUUUUACAGUGUAGGUGUAAAAAUUCAGCUUUUUUUAAUCACCUUAACUCUCGCCCCAACUUUUUGAGGAUACACUGUAAAAAGCAAUUAGUUGACUUUACUUAAAAGACAGUAAACUUGCUGGCUUACAGUUAAUAAGUGAACAAACUAAGUGCAUCGUUAUACUGUCAAUGGGUUUACUCAGACAAACAGUACGUUUAC
Molecule: messenger RNA, 1665 nt
Organism: Danio aesculapii
Lineage: Eukaryota; Metazoa; Chordata; Actinopteri; Cypriniformes; Danionidae
Product: inhibin beta B chain
Exons: 2
Coding region: 69-1229 (386 amino acids)
Biological process (GO): BMP signaling pathway; SMAD protein signal transduction
Cellular component (GO): extracellular region
Molecular function (GO): cytokine activity; growth factor activity
Source: RefSeq, a predicted model, not a curated record